Messenger RNA from Vicia villosa (hairy vetch), 1210 nucleotides. RefSeq lists its product as uncharacterized. Bases 190 to 891 code for a protein of 233 amino acids. The transcript is spliced from 11 exons. The record is from RefSeq and is a predicted model, not a curated record. Lineage: Eukaryota; Viridiplantae; Streptophyta; Magnoliopsida; Fabales; Fabaceae.
UUUUUCAUUUUCCUUUCUUUUUAAGCAAAAAAUUAUCUUUCUUUGCUAUUUUCUCUCACCUUUUCCACCAACUCAAAACAAAAAAAAAGCCCUCUUAAUUUUUCAAAAAAAACAAAAAAUCAUUCUUGAUUUCUUCUUCAAAGGUUCAGUUUUUUCAAUCUCUGUAGUUUAAUCUAAUCACAGCAAACAAUGCCAAACUGGGAGCUUAAGAACUGUUGUGAUCACGACCAGAAGCUCUUCAUUGCUUUCGUUGGUGUUUACACCGUUGUCAUCCUCCUGCUAUGGAGGACUUUUCUGCUUACACCGUUUAAGCUCAUUACUGUGUUUCUGCAUGAAGCGAGUCAUGCCAUUGCCUGUUUGCUCACUUGUGGCAAGGUGGAGGGUAUCCAGGUUCAUGGAAACGAGGGCGGGGUGACACAGACGCGUGGUGGAAUAUACUGGGUGAUCUUGCCUGCUGGAUAUCUUGGUUCAUCAUUUUGGGGAAUGGCUUUGAUUCUUGCUUCCACAAACAUUCUCACUGCAAGGAUUGCUGCUGGUUGCUUCCUUGCUGCUCUGGUUAUUGUGCUCUUUGUUGCUAAAAACUGGACACUCCGAGGACUCUGUAUUGGAUUUAUUAUUUUUAUUGCUGUGGUUUGGCUUCUUCAAGAGAAAACCAAAGUCCAUAUUCUUCGCUAUGUCAUUCUCUUCAUUGGUGUGAUGAACAGUUUGUUUUCAGUUUAUGAUAUUUAUGAUGAUUUAAUAUCUAGAAGAGUCAACUCUAGUGAUGCUGAGAAGUUUGCGGAAGUCUGUCCAUGCCCUUGUAAUGGUUUUGGGUGGGGAGUUAUUUGGGGGAUGAUAUCAUUUGUAUUUCUUUGCGCAUCUUUGUACCUUGGACUGGUCAUAUUAUCAUGAGAUAACCAUUCAGCGUAAAGAAUGUAAAGACAUUGACAACUGUUGUAUGAAAUAUUGGGAAAUUAGUAUCCAAGCGGUUCGGUGCUAGCAAGAUCUUGACUCUUUCUAUUUUUAUGCUUUGUAUAUUGAUUUUUUUGUUCUAGACAUGCAUUUUUUUAGUGCUGGGAGUUUGCUAUCUCUAUUUUACUCCCAUGACAUCAUUCUUUGCAGCCUAUAUUUGGGUUGCUUGGUAUAUGAUUGCUAUUGUAUAUGAAACUGGCUCAUGAAUCGAAUUAUUGAUACUGGUUUAUACUCGGUGAAAUACAACUGAGUUCUUUAA